This is a messenger RNA of Andrographis paniculata, 1068 nucleotides long. RefSeq names its product photosynthetic NDH subunit of lumenal location 4, chloroplastic. Gene Ontology annotation, cellular component: chloroplast. The transcript has 6 exons. NCBI's taxonomy places the organism in Eukaryota, Viridiplantae, Streptophyta, Magnoliopsida, Lamiales, Acanthaceae. Gene Ontology annotation, molecular function: peptidyl-prolyl cis-trans isomerase activity. The record is from RefSeq and is a predicted model, not a curated record. Bases 71 to 697 code for a protein of 208 amino acids.
UUCCACUCCGCCCCACAGACUGCAGAUCAGAUAGCGCAAAAAACGCAUACCAAAUUCCUGCUGCGCUGCCAUGGCGACGACCUCACAAUUGACACUCCUCGCUCCAAAUUCUCGCGCGCUUCCGAAUUUCAAGUCCAGGUCUUCGUCUGCCUGCAGCGCCAAUGCUUUUGCUAGGGAUUUGAGAAAGCAACUGGCGGGACUCGCCGCGGGGAUUCUAGCUGCUACGGCUGUGGCCGCUGCGUCGCCUUUGGAAGCGGAAGCCACGCGGAUUGAAUACUUCGCGACAUUGGCGGAGCCUUCGUGCGAGCUCAGUUUUGUGCGUUCGGGCCUCGGCUACUGCGAUUUGGUGGUUGGGAAUGGCGAGGCGGUUCCUUAUUCGCAGCUUAUUAAUGUACACUACACUGCAAGGUUCGCUGAUGAAAUAGUUUUCGACAGCAGUUACAAACGUGGUCGACCAGUCACAAUGCGCCUUGGCGUGGGCAAGGUCAUUAAAGGGUUGGAUCAGGGCAUUUUGGGGGGUGGAGGCGUCCCGCCGAUGCACGUCGGCGGGAAGAGAAAGCUUUUUAUCCCUCCUCAUUUGGCAUAUGGACCGGAACCUGCUGGCUGCUUCUCAGGAGACUGUAACAUACCUGCAAAUGCGACGCUUUUAUAUGACGUCAAUUUUGUCGAGCUUUACAAGGGAAACCGAUCAAAAUGAAGUGCUGGCCUUAUUUAUGUAUUGAGGAACGAACCUUUUGCACCUCAUGGGUGUUCAAAAGCCUGAUUCCCCGGUGACAAAAAAAUUUGAGCAAGCGCCGGCUGUGUAUGCGAAUUCCCAUCCCCGACGGGUACUUUUUCAUGACUCAUCCCUGCAGCAUGGAAGCUGGAUUCGUCGGGUUAUCCGAAAAAUAGAGGAUUUAGGACAUAACUUCCGUUGAACAUUUGCUUCUCUGUGUAUGUAUAUAUAUACGAGAAUAUUAUUAUUGUUAUUAUUUUGUCGUAUUGAAUAAAUAGGUUGGAAUUGUUGGUAAAUGAACAAUGACAUAAGUAUGGAAUCGAAGUAGUGACUGUGGGUAUUUAUGUAAAACA